AUGACUAUUCAAACUCUGUUCACACUACACUGUUUAUAUCGGACUUUUUUCAAUUUAAAAGUAGCAUUUUUUUUAGGUUCAGCAGGCCUUACAAUGAUGCUAUUAAAUAAUUAUUACAGAUUCAUAGUUCUACUGGUUGGAUUUCUGUGCCUAGCGUCACUAUGCUCGAAUUAUUUAAUUAUAAAUUUUACAUUUAUCUGUAUGAAACACGAUUUUUCAGAUGGAUUCACAGAAAUUAAUGGGACCCGUCAAAGUAUCUACGAUUACACACCCGACGACAAGAAAUGGAUUUUGUGGGCAGUGGCUGCGGGUACCAUUAUUGGCACAGUACCCAUGAACCUGCUGUUGGUGAAGUAUGGGGCGAGAUUUCCAUUUUUCCUAUCUGGAAUUGUUUCCUGCAUCUCUACUUCAUUAAUCCCAUUCGCUGCAAAAUGGAAUUUCGCAUUUUUAAUUAUUUUGCGAUUUAUUCAGGGAUUCUCAUUUUCUGCCGACUUUGCCGCAAUCGGCUUAUUGGCUGUACGCUGGGCUCCACUUGCAGAAACUGCAAUUUUUGUAGCAGUUCUCACGUGCUUCAACGCAAUAGCAUCAAUGAUCACAAACAUGGCGACAGGGCUCAUUUGUGUGAGCUCACUCGGCUGGAAAUGGUCAUAUUACCUACAUUCAAUAGUUGGAGCAAUACUCUUUGUUCUCUGGUAUUUCGUUUACAUUGAUCACCCACAGGAUACGAGAAGGGUGUCUGGCAAAGAAUUACAGAGCAUACAGAAAAAUAAAUCAGAGGCUCAUUUGAGCAAGAAGUGCGAUGUACCUUAUAUUAAGCUCGCAACCAGUCCGGUAAUCCUUUGUGUCUGGGCAAACGCAUUUUUCGACUUGACCGCUGCGAUAAUGUUCUCAACCUAUAUUCCACUAUAUUUACAUGAAGUUCUGAAAUUUGGAGUCACCGAGACUGGAUUUUAUUCAAGUUUAAUACAUGGAAUUUGUCUGCCAGUCAGGUUGUGCUUUGGUAUCAUCAGUGAUAAAAUACAAUUCAUAAGUGAGCCUGUAAAAAUUCAAAUUUUCAACACAAUAUCCGUCGGAGGUUCCGGCCUAUUUUUCGCCUCAAUUGGCUUGAUCCCAAUGGAAUAUCGUGGAUGGUCGGUAUUCUCCUGCAUCAUGACUAUGAGUUGCAUUGGAGUGAAUCCGGGAGGCUUUUAUAAAGUCGCAGUGUUACAUUCCAGGCAAUUCGCUCACGUGGUGCUCACCGCAAUCCAAUGGAUAAAAUGUUUGGCUCUGUUUGUUGCUCCGGCACUUGUAUCGAUUUUUGUCACUAAUGAAUCUAUUAGACAGCAGUGGAUUUGGGUAUUUCUGAUAGUUGGUGGUGGUAUGGUGAUUACAAAUAUCCUGGGCUUCUUCUUUUUAACGGAUAAACCAGCUGAGUGGACUGACACAGACGAACCUUUAGAAAAACUUUAAUUUUUCGUUCAUUGUAGAAAACUGUAGAAAUAAAUGUAUUUACUGAAU
Messenger RNA from Caenorhabditis elegans, 1497 nucleotides. It is a transcript of the gene T22F3.8, whose product is annotated as Major facilitator superfamily (MFS) profile domain-containing protein. Gene Ontology annotation, cellular component: membrane. NCBI's taxonomy places the organism in Eukaryota, Metazoa, Nematoda, Chromadorea, Rhabditida, Rhabditidae. The coding region runs from base 1 to 1449 and encodes 482 amino acids. Gene Ontology annotation, molecular function: transmembrane transporter activity. Gene Ontology annotation, biological process: transmembrane transport. The transcript is spliced from 9 exons. The record is from RefSeq and is marked reviewed.